Mytilinidion resinicola is the source of this 1389-nucleotide messenger RNA. RefSeq lists its product as uncharacterized. Lineage: Eukaryota; Fungi; Ascomycota; Dothideomycetes; Mytilinidiales; Mytilinidiaceae. Bases 1 to 1389 code for a protein of 462 amino acids. The transcript has 5 exons. The record is from RefSeq and is a predicted model, not a curated record. Gene Ontology annotation, molecular function: GTP binding.
AUGGCUCAGCCAUUGACAGAAAACCCUUCCAGUUUGAAUUUUAAUCCUCCAGAUGACUCCCUCGAACGCGAAUGGGACACAGGAAUUAUCCCUGCACCAGGCACAGGAGGGUUGGAAGUUGCCACGCAAAAUGCUCCCUUUCGAAUCCUAGUUGCAGGCAAAACAGGUGUUGGGAAAUCCACACUAGUUGCCGCAGUGUUCGGGGUCCCGCCUGCUAAAAUCGGAGCUAGCGACAGCCUGGAGAUGGGCACCCCAAUCGAUCAGAUUCAACGAGAAUGGCGUUUCGAGGAUAACGACAAAUUUGUUCUCCACGAUACCGGAGGUUUCAUGUCAGGCGAGAAUGUGGCCAUUGACACAGUACUGCAUCAGCUGUGCGGAUGCGAGGCUAAUUCAUCCCAUCGACAAGCAGUUUCUACAAGAAGCGAGGGCUGGCGGCAUCCCGUGCGGAUUGUCUUCACCAGAUUUGACAAAAUGGUCGAAAGACAUUUCAAACGCCUUGAGAGGUCAAUAGAGAUCAAAACCAAGCACGGCCAUGGAGUCAUCGCCCUUGCCAACGACGCCGCUAUCGCAGAGUUCCACGACAGAUGGCUGCCUUUAGUACGUGCUGAAUUCAGUGGUCAAGGUAGGAAGGGCAACUUUCAGUACGACUAUUCUUUAUCCGAGGACGUCUUUUUCACCAGAGUUGGAAUUCCCGAGGCAGAGUAUGCACCUAAAUCAGAAAAGUUGGAGGUCGAUGAUUCUACUGGUGUCAAUCUUUUGGCCGAACUUACCAUCGAGCACUUAAGUAGAGAAGAGGAUCGCACGCGCUUGGCUAAAGCACAACAAGAUGUCGGACUUAAAAGGAAGUACUCUUGUGACCAUGCCAUGCAAUCUUUCUGGCAAGUUCAAACAACUGGAAAUCUUCCCAUAAUUCCAUUUGUAGGUGCAGCCGGGGUUUAUAACGCCUUUCUCAGUAUCCUUGGAGUCAUCGAUGACUAUUGGGGUAUAACUGGCACAGCAACCUUCAUAAGGACUAUCGCCAUGCGAGAUUUGAUGCUUUCAGCUACGCUGGACGUUGACAUUUUUGGCCGCAUUGGAUUUGGAUUCUUGAAGUGCUUCGAUAUCACCGGAACGAUACUAUAUCCUCUGAUAGUGAAGAUGUUUUUGAAACUAUUGGCGGGUACUGUUCUAAUCUAUGAGAGGCUGUUCUGGAAGCAUAGAGAGACAGGCUACUCAAUCAAAAAGGAAGAAAUGACAUCUAUUGCGAAGGCUUUCAAGACGAGUGGGGAAAGGCGAGCGAUGGAUCGUAUUAUCACGGAAGACUUCCAAAAACGCAUGACGUUCUUCAAAACGGAAUGUACAGAUAUCGUGAAGAAAGCAGUUGAGCAAGGGAAGUACAACGGAAACUAG